AUGAGAUUAGCCAACUGCGCAGGAGAUAUUAUAGUGCUCAAGUGUACGCGCAGACACAAGGCACUCUCUAUUCCUAUCACUCUCAUACUCCGGUGGGACGACCACUCGACACGACCGUGCCUCAGUGGUCUAGUAGCUAACAUGUACGGUUGCAGAUUCGGUGGUCCUGGGCUUAAGUCCCGGAUCAGGCCAGUUUCUAUUAUUGAUAUUGAUUUUUCUGUUAAGAUAUUCUCAGUAGUAGCGUGGAGUUGGAAAGUUGGCGGUAUUGCACCUCCGUUCCUCGGAGAGUACGUAAAACAGUCGGCCUUGCGCAUUAACUCUCACCGGUCGUGUCGAGCACUCGUCCCACCAGAGUAUGAGAGUGACAGGAAUAGAGAGUGCACUUGUGUCUGCGCGUACACUUGUGCACUA
Messenger RNA from Brenthis ino (lesser marbled fritillary), 411 nucleotides. The record is from the annotation of a GenBank genome assembly. Lineage: Eukaryota; Metazoa; Arthropoda; Insecta; Lepidoptera; Nymphalidae.